AUGCAGGCCUCAGUUUCCAAUCCAGAGCCUCUGAAUGAGACUCAAGGAACAGAGAGGAUGGGAGAUGCCCACGUGUUUAUGGGGGUGAUCCUCUUAGCCCAGACUGUGGUUGGGUUUCUGGGUAAUUUGUCUCUUCUCUCCCAUUAUCUAUUCCUUUCCUGCAAGGGGAACAGGAUGAGAACCACAGACUUGAUUAUUAGGCACUUAAUUGUGGCCAACUUCCUAAGUCUUCUGUGUAGGGGUGUUCCCCAAACCAUGUUUGCUUGGGGCUGGAGAAAUUUCUUCAAUGAUGUGGGGUGCAAAAUGGUCUUCUAUCUUCACCGAGUGGGCAGGGGGGUGUCGAUCAGUAGCACUUGCUCCCUGAGCAUAUUCCUUGCUGUCAGUAUCAGUCAGGGGGACUCCAGGUGGGCAGGGCUGAAGGGGAGAGCCCACAAGCACAUUGUCUCCACUGUCUACCUCAGCUGGGGGGUUUUCCUCCUGGUGAGCAUUGUUAAUCUCAAGUUCACAACCGGACUCAAAGAACACGACAACAUGACGAGCUUAAAGGCCUAUGGAUACUGUUCUUCCAUGCAUCAGGAGCCAGCUGCUGAUGUGCUCUACGUAGUCAUGGUCUCAGUGCCUGAUGUUCUGUUUCUGGGGCUCAUGCUCUGGGCCAGCAUCUCCAUGCUAUUCGUCCUGUACAGACACAAGCAGAGAAUGCGACACAUCCAGAUCAGCAUCUCCACCAGAGCCUCUCUGGAGUCCAGAGCUACCAUAAUCAUCUUCCUCCUGGCGAGCCCCUUUAUCUCCUUUUAUACAAUGUCCUGCAUUUGUCAGAUUUGCUUGUCUGUGAUUUACAACCCCAGCCCUGUACUGCACCAUAUGACGGUGUUUGUUAUGGGCUGUUUCCCAUCCCUCAGCCCUUUCCUGCUCAUGAGUGGACACUCCACUCCCUGCAGCCUCCUCUUCACCUGCACAAAGAAGAAGAAAGCGGUCCUCCCCUGA
This is a messenger RNA of Dipodomys spectabilis (banner-tailed kangaroo rat), 984 nucleotides long. Its product is annotated as vomeronasal type-1 receptor 4-like. Lineage: Eukaryota; Metazoa; Chordata; Mammalia; Rodentia; Heteromyidae. The coding region runs from base 1 to 984 and encodes 327 amino acids. Gene Ontology annotation, cellular component: membrane. The transcript has a single exon. Gene Ontology annotation, biological process: G protein-coupled receptor signaling pathway. Gene Ontology annotation, molecular function: pheromone receptor activity. The record is from RefSeq and is a predicted model, not a curated record.